This is a messenger RNA of Blepharisma stoltei, 913 nucleotides long. Lineage: Eukaryota; Ciliophora; Heterotrichea; Heterotrichida; Blepharismidae. The record is from the annotation of a GenBank genome assembly.
AUGACUGAAAAUAUAGAGCAGGUCUUAAACUGAAUUUUGAAGCCGCAGUAUAAAGACAAAGCUAUCAGCUGGGCACAAGCUUGCACAAGCGACGAAAUGAAAGGACUGAAACUAAUAGGUGCGAUUUUUAAACAUAAAGGUAAAAAGAAGUUCAGAAAAAACAGCCAUGACCCGAAUACAUCAGCUAGGAGCGUAAAAGCGUUUGAAUCGGAGCUGAGAAAGCGGCAAUUGAUGUCGACUUAUGAAAGCGAAUUUUCGUAUAGAGCGAACCCAAAUACUAAUAUUUUGCAAUACAGGAAACUUGGCGAUAUUCAGUGUAGCGAAAUUUUGACACCUUUGGCAGUUAUGUUUAUUGAAGAAUGGAUUGACUUAAAAGAUGACCCAAAAUACCAGAGCCUUGUUUUGCAGUGCUUGAGGUCAUUAAAUGCUAUAAUAAAAUCAUCAAGCGCCUCAGUGUCUGAAACUCAUAAGUCGUUUUUAUGAAAUGACCCAACUAAAAAUUUUAAACCUCAUAGAAUUUUUUUUUAAAUUUAAAAAUAAUAAAAUUUUUUCUAAAAAAAAAAUUUUUUUUAAGGAACCUUAUAGACUUGAUCAAGUUUCUUCAGCACUUGGAAACCGCUCUCAGAGUGCCUCCAAGCCAUGGGUAAGACCUAACAGUGCUCAACAAGUCGAUACCAAAAUAAAUCCGGUUAUGUUUACGAAAGAUGACUUAAAUAAAAGAAAGCAAGCUCUUAUAUCAGGAAGUGGAAUUAUAGGGAAGUGGGUAGUUGCUCCUACAAAUCCUCAUAUUUCGCAUUACCAAGAAACUUAUGUAACACAUUUCCAUAAGUAUAUGCGUGCUGAUCCUGGCGACAAAUAUACUUCAAUUUCCGUGGGCCGUAUGCUUCCAACCCCAGACAUAUCGAACUUAUAA